Eucalyptus grandis is the source of this 1924-nucleotide messenger RNA. Its product is annotated as CBL-interacting serine/threonine-protein kinase 6. The transcript has a single exon. Gene Ontology annotation, molecular function: protein kinase activity; ATP binding. NCBI's taxonomy places the organism in Eukaryota, Viridiplantae, Streptophyta, Magnoliopsida, Myrtales, Myrtaceae. Gene Ontology annotation, biological process: signal transduction; protein phosphorylation. The record is from RefSeq and is a predicted model, not a curated record. The coding region runs from base 372 to 1709 and encodes 445 amino acids.
UCCGAAGGAAGAAAGAGGAUUCAAUCGUCGCCGCCGCCGCCGCUGCAGCCUCCCGAGUCGAAGGAUCCGAUCGAUCGAAUCCCUCCGUGAAUUCGAAACCCUAGUCGCCAUUCGGGUUGGGAAUGCAGAGAGAUGAGCGGCUCGUUGCUGACGAAUCUUGAGUCCGGCAGCCGCGCCGCCGCCGUCGCCGCCGCCACCAUCGGUGGCCGGAACUGUCACCGGAACUGUCACCGGAAGCACGUCGAGGACGGGUGAACCCCACGCCCGGAUCCUAGUUUCUCGCUCAUCUUACCCCUCGAAUUUCUUCCAGUUUCGAUAUCGAUCUCGAUCUCGGCGUCGAGGAAAAGAGAUAUAAGAAUCGCGUCUUUCGAAUGGCGGAUUCCAAAGUCCGGGACGCGUCCGCCUCCUCGGUGCUCCACGGGAAGUACGAGCUCGGCCGGCUGCUGGGGCACGGGACGUUUGCGAAGGUGUACCACGCGCGGAACCUGCAGUCGGGGCGGAGCGUGGCGAUGAAGGUGGUCGGGAAGGAGAAGGUGAUGAAGGUCGGGAUGAUGGAGCAGAUCAAGCGCGAGAUCGCGGUCAUGAAGAUGGUGAAGCACCCUCACAUCGUGGAGCUGGACGAGGUCAUGGCCAGCAAGUCGAAGAUCUACUUCGCGAUGGAGCUCGUCCGGGGCGGCGAGCUCUUCAACCGGAUCGCCAAGGGCCGCCUCCGGGAGGACGCCGCGCGCAUGUACUUCCAGCAGCUGAUCUCCGCCAUCGACUUCUGCCACAGCCGCGGGGUCUACCACCGCGACCUCAAGCCGGAGAACCUGCUGCUGGACGAGGACGGCAACCUGAAGGUCACCGACUUCGGGCUCAGCGCGUUCUCGGAGCACCUGCGGCACGACGGCCUGCUGCACACGACGUGCGGGACGCCGGCUUACGUCGCGCCGGAGGUGAUCGGGAAGAAAGGAUACGACGGCGCGAAGGCCGACCUCUGGUCCUGUGGGGUUAUCUUGUUCGUCCUCCUCGCCGGUUACUUGCCCUUCCAGGAUGAUAACCUCAUGGCCAUGUAUCGGAAGAUUUACAGGGGAGAUUUCAAGUGCCCGCCGUGGUUCUCCUCCGACGCCCGGAGGCUCGUUACCAAGCUCCUCGACCCGAACCCGAGCAACCGAAUCACCAUUGCCAAGGUCAUGGAGUCGUCCUGGUUCAAGAAGUCGGUGCCGAAGACUGUCAGGACGAAGCAGGAGUUGGAAUUCGAGGCCUUUGAUAAGGAGGACGCGGCCGAGGGCGGCGGGGCCAAUGGCGAGAAGCUGAAGAAGCAGUCGGAGACCCUGAACGCGUUCCACAUAAUCUCGCUGUCGGAGGGCUUCGACCUGUCGCCGCUGUUCGAGGAGAAGAAGAGGGAGGAGAAGGAGGAGAUGCGGUUCGCGACGACCAGGCCCGCGAGCAGCGUGAUAUCUAGACUGGAGGAGGUGGCCAAGGCGGGGAAGUUCAGCAUCAAGAAGAGCGAGUCGAAGGUGAAGCUGCAGGGGCAGGAGACGGGGAGGAAAGGGAAGCUCGGCAUCGCCGCGGAGAUCUUCGCCGUGACGCCGUCGUUCCUGGUGGUGGAGGUGAAGAAGGACAACGGGGACACGCUGGAGUAUAACCAGUUCUGCAGCAAGGAGCUUAGACCGGCACUCAAAGACAUAUUAUGGACAUCUCCUGCCGAUAACUCGACAGCCGCAUGAGGAAAUCGAAUCUUUUGUGUUGUUGGGGUCAAUUGUUUUGUUAAUGUUCGUUACUGGUGGAGCUCUUAAGAUUCUGUGGAAAUUGAAGCAGAUUUCUUUGUAUGAUUCUGGGAAUAGAUUUGUGCUUUUGGGUCUCAGAUGGAAAUUGUCUCACAUGUGUGCUUUCUUUCUGAUGUGUUUGUGAAAUGAAUUGUUUGAUGUGGCUUUGAUUAAAA